GGCGCCGGGGCCUGGCGGGGCUGCCCGGGAGGCCGGGCCGCGGGCGGACGGCGACCAUGAACGGCGACCGGAGCGAGAGCGACUGGCAGGGGCUGGUGAGCGAGUACCUGGUAUGUAAGAGGAAGCUGGAGAGUAAAAAGGAGGCCCUGCUGAUCCUGUCCAAGGAGCUGGACACAUGCCAACAGGAAAGAGACCAGUACAAGCUCAUGGCCAAUCAGCUGCGGGAGCGCCACCAGUCCCUGAAGAAGAAGUACCGAGAGCUGAUUGAUGGCGAUCCAUCACUUCCACCUGAAAAGAGGAAACAGGCUAAUCUUGCACAACUACUGAGAGAUUCUCAGGACCAGAAUAAGCGUCUGGGAGAAGAAAUUAAAGAGCUUCAGCAAAGACUUGGAGAAGUACAGGGUGACAAUAAGCUCUUGAGGAUGACAAUCGCCAAACAGAGGCUGGGAGAUGAAGAUAUUGGCGUGCGGCACUUCGCGGCUCAUGAACGUGAAGACCUGGUUCAGCAGCUGGAGCGCGCCAAGGAGCAGAUCGAGACUCUGGAGCACGAUUUGCAGUCCUCCGUGGACGAGCUGCAGGAUGUGAAAGAAGAGCGAUCUUCCUACCAGGACAAAGUGGAGAGGCUGAACCAGGAGCUCAACCACAUUCUGGGUGGGCACGAGAACCGGAUCAUCGAUGUGGAUGCCCUGUGCAUGGAGAACAGGUACCUUCAAGAGCGAUUAAAGCAACUUCACGAGGAGGUCAACCUCUUGAAAUCGAACAUCGCCAAAUACAAGAGUGCUCUUGAGAGGCGGAAAAACUCCAAAGGCCAGAGUAAAUCCAACAGCAGCGCUUUGACCGGAGUCCUGUCAGCCAAGCAAGUUCAAGAUCUGUUAUCAGAGGGUCACGGAUGCAGCCUCCCGGCAACACCACAAUCCAUCUCGGACCUGAAAUCUCUGGCCACCGCCCUUCUGGAGACAAUCCACGAGAAAAACAUGGUCAUCCAGCAUCAGCGGCAGACCAACAAAAUUCUAGGGAAUCGAGUGGCCGAAUUGGAGAAAAAAUUAAGAACUCUGGAAGUUUCUGGUUUGUGGAGUCUUCCAGGCCUGAGCUACAAUGUUUCCGUGGGAUUUGGGAGGGGAAAGGACACCAUCCUGUUCAGUGACUCCACUCUUCCCACGCUACAGAGAUCCAGAUCCCCUCUCCUGAGGUUUGUUGAGCUGCCCACUGAGAAGAAAGCAAGUCCCAAGGACGGAGAGCUUCUGAGCCAAGAAGGAGAUGACAGCCGACCUGACUCGGAAGCAUUGGCGGUGUUGGAGGACUCUGGGAGGGCCGCUGGCCUCUCCCCAGGAAACCAGAACCAGGGGACCCCAGGUCAGCCAGUUCACCCACCCUUGCCCCCGCUGCCUUCCAAGACCGAAGCAGCCAACAGGUUGGCAGGGGAGGUCGUGCAAUUGGCUGAGGACCAGACAGAGGCAGACCCGGAAGAUGUCAGGAGUGAAAGUCUCCUGGAAAUUGCGGGGAAGGCGGUGGGGUUGCAAGCCCAGGGCCUGGCAUCCAAGGGGGAGCUUCCUGAAUCUGGACGCCCAGGAAGCUUCUGGAGCUCGGAGGCUCCUGAUGGCAUUCAGCUCAAUCCCUGCAGGCUCCUCUUCCCCACUGGCAAACUCAGCAAGCUAAAUGAGUGUCCCUCUCCUUGUCCCUCUCCUGUGACUCCCUCAUCAGCAUACCACCACCGCACCUCCAUGAGGGGAUAA
This is a messenger RNA of Sorex fumeus (smoky shrew), 1733 nucleotides long. It is a transcript of the gene CCDC149, whose product is annotated as coiled-coil domain containing 149. The record is from RefSeq and is a predicted model, not a curated record. The transcript has 14 exons. Lineage: Eukaryota; Metazoa; Chordata; Mammalia; Eulipotyphla; Soricidae. The coding region runs from base 57 to 1733 and encodes 558 amino acids.